ACAAGUACAGUUAGCGUGGGCAUCUCUCAGUUCGGCCGUCCGUCGUUUCUUCAUCCCAGCAAGAUGAUGUUGACUACUUCUUCUCCCAUCGCUGAUCCUCUCUUUUGUAAGUUUAAGUCAACCAACGUAGAUUCCAAAAAACCCAUCGGUUGGCCGCCGGUUGUUUCUUGUGCCUCCAAAUUCCCAGUGGCUAAUAACAGUUUUCAAUCGUUCCUCUCAAUUUCAUCUGAUCUGGUCGACCAUUGUACUCUACUAGUACAUAAUCGUACUAGUAACAUUAUUGGGAGGUCUUUCACCUCUCGCGCCUCUGUCAGGGGUGAUGUCUCUUCGCUUGGGAAGAAAUUGUUAGUUUUGGCUGAAGAUCGUGAAGAUGACGAUGAUGAUGACGAUGAUGAACACGAGCUGAAGAAUAUCCCACAAUUAGAUGCAGUCGUCAAGGUAUUUUGCAUUAUGGCAGAACCGGAUUUUGCAUCCCCAUGGGGAAGGGUACAAGAAGAGUCUUAUAGUACUGGGUUAAUUGUGAGUGGGAGAAAAGUGUUAACUACUGCUCAUUCAGUUGAUCACCACACUCUAGUGAAACUUAAGAAACACAACUGUGAUACAAUGUAUACAGCUACAAUGCUUGCUAUAGCACCUGAGUGUGAUCUUGCGAUGCUAACAGUACAUGAUGAUGAAUUCUGGAAAGCAGUUAAGCCGGUGGAAUUUGGGGAUAUGCCAUCCCCUGGGGAUAAAUUGAUUUUUACUGGCUAUCGAGAAGAUAGAGAUUAUGUGUCUCUGAUGGCUGCUAGUGUGUCGAGAUUGAGCAUGAGACGCUAUUCGUUUUGGGGCACCACACUUCUGGCUUUGCAGGUCAAUGUAGCCGGGAAUGGAGCGAUUUACGAGGGACCUGUUUUUGAUGAAAUAUGCAAAUGUGUAGGAAUAGAAUUUCAGUCCAAAGGCAACAAAAGUGACGUUAUACCUGCAGAAGUUAUUAAGCACUUCAUUCAAGACUAUGACAACAAUGGUGCAUUUACUGGAUUGCCACUACUUGCCAUCAAGUGGCAAAAGAUGGAAAGUCCUUAUUUACGCUUGUUCAUGAAGAUGGAACAUGAUGAACAAGGCGUCCUUAUUACAGAAGUCAAGCCUAACUAUCCAGAAUCUGUGAUUCUAAAACCAUACGAUGUUCUUUUCAGUAUUGAUGGGAUUGACAUUAAUAAUGAUGGAACAGUUCCAUUUUCAAGAGGACAGCGAAUAGAAUUCAGUUAUCUUAUUGGUAAAAAAUAUAACGGUGAUAAGAUUGUUAUUAAAGUGCGCCGAGGUUCAGAGAUACAUGAAUUCAUCAUCAAUCUUGCAACACACAAACAAUUCGUCUCAACCAACAUAAUUGGGAUUCCUCUUCCGUAUUACAUUAUUGGAGGAUUUGUUUUCACAACUCUUUCAUUUCCAUAUAUGCAAGUUAUGGAUGGUAGGUACGAUAGAUAUAAGACGCCAGACGAAGAUGAGCUUUUCUCCCAGGCUUUAUACGAAGAGCGUGUUGUGCUUUGUCAGGUGCUUAAAGCUGACGUCAAUGACGGGUGUGACAUGGAGCUCUUAGUGCAGGAUCAGGUUCUCGUCACUUUUAAUGAUAAGCCCGUUGAGGGACUAAAGAGCUUGGUCAGUAUGGUAGAGAUUUGUAAUGAGGAUUUCAUGAAGUUCACUUUUGGGAACCACAAGAUUCUAGUAUUGCCGACAAAUAUUGCCAGAUCAAGAACUCCGGAUAUCCUUCAAGCACAUUCCAUAGGUUGUGCUAUGUCUGAUGAUUUGAAGAAGGUAGUAAAGUUGACUCAAGGCAAAGAAAGUCCCAUAGAUAUCUGAAAGUUUGAAUGGUUGUGUUAGCUAGAAUUUCGAUUAAGAGUGUCGUUAGUCUUUUCCCCUUUUUAAGUUGUAAGGUAGAGAAAAAAAAAAAUGAGCUUUUUUUUGGGUACUAACUGAUGCACUGUGGUUUGUGUUGAUCCUUAGCUUGAGUUUUAACCGCCUUUGGUUGUGUUAGCUAGAUUUUCAUAUCAUUUUGAAAGUGAAGACACCGAAAGCCCGUAUGGAGC
This is a messenger RNA of Rhododendron vialii, 2060 nucleotides long. Its product is annotated as protease Do-like 9. Gene Ontology annotation, biological process: proteolysis. NCBI's taxonomy places the organism in Eukaryota, Viridiplantae, Streptophyta, Magnoliopsida, Ericales, Ericaceae. The record is from RefSeq and is a predicted model, not a curated record. The transcript is spliced from 10 exons. Gene Ontology annotation, molecular function: protein binding; serine-type endopeptidase activity. Bases 64 to 1833 code for a protein of 589 amino acids.